AUGCCUUCUGGCAAGCAUCGUCUCUAUAUCGCACUUGAUGCUCGUGGUGGUAACCCCACCAUGCCGGAGAAAGAAAAUACAUACCAUCGGGCUUUAAUUGUCGGGCCUAAAAAAGAAGUUGAAGAUUCACGAGGAACACGUUUUCACGCCAAGGAACUUUUGUCCGCCUCAACUGGGAAACCCGAAUUUGAGUACGAAGAGGUGUCUAUACCUCUUCGAGCAACGCAAUUGCUUUUGUUGCAAAAUGAUGGGAAAACUUUGGGCACCGCUGUGAUCGAAUGGGCUACGGUCCGAGAUGCGGCGAUGAGCUACUGUCAGAGGAAGAAGGACGAGCAUCGAUUUGACGGGGUGGUUGAAUGGGAGACGGAUAAAGCGGCAACAUUUAACUUGAUCGAUGGGAAGCAGGUAAUACUUUAG
Botrytis fragariae is the source of this 417-nucleotide messenger RNA. RefSeq lists its product as uncharacterized. The record is from RefSeq and is a predicted model, not a curated record. The transcript has 3 exons. NCBI's taxonomy places the organism in Eukaryota, Fungi, Ascomycota, Leotiomycetes, Helotiales, Sclerotiniaceae. The coding region runs from base 1 to 417 and encodes 138 amino acids.